AUGGCGAAGAGUCUGCUGAUCACUUAUGCCCUUUGGUCAUUUGGUGGACUUUUUGGUCUCCAUCACAUCUACCUUGGCAGAGACAGUCAUGCCUUACUAUGGAUGGUGACAUUUGGUGGAUUUGGAGUCGGGUGGAUGAGGGAAUUUUGGCGACUGCCAAAGUACGUGCAAAAUGCAAACAUGCAUCACAAUAAGAUCCAAAGAAAAAGAGAUCUACGACCAUCAAUAAGCAUUGUUCGUAUUUUUGGCCAAAUUGCAGUUGGGGUUUAUUUUGGCAUUGUUGCUCUUAUAAGCCUAUCAUCAUUAAAUAGUUUCUACAUCAUGGCAUUGCCACUUGCAAUUACACUGGGUGUUCACCUUGUAGCCAAUGUGGGUGAAGAAACCUCCAAUAUAAAGACAACAAUGAUGGCUUCAUUCAUUACAUCUCCCGUUUUCUAUGGAAGACCCAUUGCAACUGUACCCAUCAGUAUUGUUGCCAGUAUUACUUCAAUGCAACACCGUCACUACAAGACUACAGAUCAUACAAAAGACAACCUGAGUGUGCGACUCUACAGACUAGGUCUCGCUUGGCUGGCUUUCACAAUGCCAAUCUCUUACUGUGUGUUCCACAAUACCACAGUUACAGUUACAUACAUCACGGACACCAUCAGCCUUAUUCUAGACUCAGUCCGAAUAUUCCCGAUACUCAGUGGUCUUAUUGAGUCUGCAUUCCUCCUUCCAUACCACACGUGGAAGCUGUUUACUGGUGGGAUUGGACUAAGCUAUGGAUACAGUCAGGAGUGGGAAAAACUAUUUGCAUCUAUCUCCGCCAUAAAGACUGAAAGAAAAAGGUUAGCAUAUGAGGUGUUGGGAUUACAUGAGGAAGCGACCUUGGAAGAAAUCAACAAAAGCUACAGAGAGCUGGUGAAACGCUGGCAUCCUGACCACAACAGACACAACUUAGAUGAAGCAGAACGUCAAUUCCUUGAGAUCCAGGCAGCAUAUGAAGUACUUGCAAAAAACAAGCAAAGAGGGUCACAUUAA
Messenger RNA from Carcharodon carcharias (great white shark), 1023 nucleotides. RefSeq names its product DnaJ (Hsp40) homolog, subfamily C, member 22 (gene dnajc22). The coding region runs from base 1 to 1023 and encodes 340 amino acids. The transcript is spliced from 2 exons. NCBI's taxonomy places the organism in Eukaryota, Metazoa, Chordata, Chondrichthyes, Lamniformes, Lamnidae. Gene Ontology annotation, biological process: endocytosis. Gene Ontology annotation, cellular component: early endosome; plasma membrane. The record is from RefSeq and is a predicted model, not a curated record.